Molecule: messenger RNA, 390 nt
Organism: Trypanosoma conorhini
Lineage: Eukaryota; Euglenozoa; Kinetoplastea; Trypanosomatida; Trypanosomatidae
Exons: 1
Coding region: 1-390 (129 amino acids)
Source: RefSeq, a predicted model, not a curated record
AUGACAGCUGCUAGCUCGAACAGCGGCGGUGACGGCGGUAGCGGAAGUGGCAGGGGCGCUGCCGCCGCCACAAAAAAGCCUGGUAUCGCCAAUGCCGUGCCCCCACCAAGGAAGAAUCCGCAUUUACUUCGUUUGGCGACCUUUUACAACACGCGCAUUCCACUGGGCAUCCGCGAAUUUGUGUUUUUAGGCCCGUUGCUCAUCAUAACUUUCGGUAUCGCGUAUUACCUUCCAGCGCUAGCGCCCGUCGAGAAAUUUACGCAGGGGAUCACACCCAACACGAAGCCCAUGACAGAUUACGUACUGGAGCCCAUUUAUGAUGAACAUGGGGGGUUGAAGGGGUACCGUCGCAUCCUUCGGCAGCAAGCUGAGAAAGGGGGGACUGCGUAG